AUGGAUUCUAUUUUAGGAAAAGACCUUACUAAUUAUACUAUUGCACGUUAAUUUAAAUUAAUCAAGAAAAUUGGAUCUGGAGCUUUUGGAGAAAUAUAUUUGGUCUAAUCUUAAUCUAAAUCUGAAUAUGCCAUGAAACUGGAAAGAAGUGAUAACAAACAUCCUCAAAUAUUCUUUGAAGCUAAAUUAUACAAUUACCUUUAAGGACAGGAUUAGUAUGAUAAAGGUAAGUUUAUUGUGUAAUUCAAAGGAAGGCAUUCCAAAAAUUCAUGAUUAAGGAGUGGAUGGCGAUUACAAUUACAUCGUCAUGGAUCUCUUAGGACCAUCCCUUGAAGAAUUAUUUAAUAAAAAUCAGAGGAAACUAUCACUUAAAUCAGUUCUCAUGCUGGCAGAUUAGUUGGUUUAACGAAUUGAGUACAUACAUUCAAAAUAAUUUAUACAUCGCGAUAUCAAACCAGAUAAUUUCUUAGUGGGAGUGGGCAGUAAAAGUUCUAGACUUUAUGUUGUCGAUUUUGGUUUGGCCAAAAGAUAUAUAUCCAAAGAAGGACACAUCCCUUAUAAGGAAGGGAAAAGUUUAACUGGAACUGCCAGAUAUGCUUCCAUUAACACACAUGUGGGUUUAGAAUAAUCUAGAAGGGAUGAUCUAGAAUCUCUUGGCUAUGUCCUCAUGUAUUUAUUAAGAGGACAAUUGCCGUGGCAAAAUAUGAAGGCCUCCAAUUAAAAGGAGAAAUAUUAAAAAAUUAUGGAAAAAAAACAAGAAACAACACCUGAAUAAUUGUGCAAAGGCUUUCCUUAUGAACUGACUCAAUAUUUGUAGUAUUGCAGAAAUUUGAAAUUCGAAGACAAACCUGAUUAUAACUAUAUUAGAAAUCUAUUCAAAGUAUUUAUUUUACUGACUAUUUUAGGAAGCCUUCAGAAAACAAGGUUUUGAAUGGGAUUAUAAAUUCGAAUGGAUUAAAGAUGAAAUUAUAAAGGAGGAGAAGUUCAUAGGAGUGGCUAUUCCCCAAAAAACAACAGACAUACCCACAACCACUAAGCAAAGUAAUUUUCAAACCAUCAGAGCCCCCUUACUUAUGCAAUAUUAAUCUAAAAUAACUUAAUAGACAUCUUAAGAGAAAAAACGUAAUUCCUCUUAUAGUAAGAACAAUAAUCUAAACAAAUAAAUGACUGGACUACUUGCACCUAAAAUUAAUACCAACAAGGACAGAACUAGAAAAUAUUGA
Paramecium octaurelia is the source of this 1223-nucleotide messenger RNA. The record is from the annotation of a GenBank genome assembly. NCBI's taxonomy places the organism in Eukaryota, Ciliophora, Oligohymenophorea, Peniculida, Parameciidae.